AUGGAGUUGCACUCUCGAGGAGGAAAGCUUGUGUGCCAGGCUGAGGCAAUUGUGCUGGCUCACCUGACUGAUUACGUGCCAGUCGCUGAACCUUUCGAUCGAUGGUCGAUUCUGGAUGGAUUGCAGCUGGCAGACCCUAAUUAUAGCAUUACGAGAUUCAUCGAUAUCAUUCUAGGUGUCGAUGUCUACUCUCAGAUCAUUCAACCCGGUCUGAGGAGGGAGUCGUUGGAUCGACCAAUUGUACAACAAACAUUUUUUGGUUGGAUCCUCUCAGGGAAGAAUCAGACUGAGGGGGUUUCGGAGCAGCUGAUGUCAAGUUUUCAUAUCUCAGCUGAUGAUGAACUGCAUAAUCUAAUAAAAGGGUUCUGGAUACAACAGGAGGAGUUCCUGGAAGUCCCUAACGAAACGGAUUCCAGUGGCGCUGAAUGUGAGGAGUAUUUUCGUUCAACUUGGACGGGAGAUGAGACUGUUAGAUAUGUUGUCAAGCUACCCUUCAAGUGUGCAGUUGGUUUGCUGGGAAACUCUCGUCAUCUCGCCCUGAAGAUGCUGCGUAGAUUGGAUGUGAGAUUCGCUGGGAAUCCUGGACUACGUGAGAAAUAUCAAGAUUUCUUGAAUGAAUACGAAGAGUUGGGUCACAUGUCUCGAGUGGAUCCAGGAGGAGGUGAGUCUUCGGUGAUUUAUUAUCUGCCGCAUCAUCCGCUAGUGAGGAAGACUAGUCUGAUCACCAAGCUCAGGGUGGUCUUCAACGGCUCAGCCAAGUUUUCUUGGAGGUAUUCACUGAACGAUUUGCUCCAUGAGGGCCCAAAGCUACAAGCAGAGAUCUUCAACGUCAUUACUCGGUGGCGAAAGCAUCGUUUCGUGUACUCUGGGGAUUGUUACCAAGAUGUUUCGUCAAAUUUUGGUGCAUCCAGACCAAAAUUUGACGAAAGUCUCUGA
Molecule: messenger RNA, 936 nt
Organism: Diachasma alloeum
Lineage: Eukaryota; Metazoa; Arthropoda; Insecta; Hymenoptera; Braconidae
Exons: 1
Coding region: 1-936 (311 amino acids)
Source: RefSeq, a predicted model, not a curated record